Moneuplotes crassus is the source of this 1152-nucleotide messenger RNA. The record is from the annotation of a GenBank genome assembly. NCBI's taxonomy places the organism in Eukaryota, Ciliophora, Spirotrichea, Euplotida, Euplotidae.
GGGAGGUCACAGUGUACAUCUUCAUUCUGAUGUAUUUGAACACAGGAAUUCUGAUUGCCCUAGCAGAUGUUGAAUUGCCUAUCUAUUCUAACGAGUUGACUGAGGAUGUCACCUAUAAGGAUACUGCUAAAGGAUGGUUUUUAGAGACUAAUAAUGCAAUCCUUUUCUUCAUGGUAAUCAAUGGCAUUGGAUACUGUCUAGUCAACUUUGCAAAAGCUAUUCUUAUGAAAUGCCUCAGAUGAUGCUUCAAAAAGAGAUAUAAGCGUAAUGGACAGUAUGAGAAGCUUUAUCAAGGACUAUACCUUAAUAUGCCACUUAGCUAUGCCAGGACUCUCACGAUGUUAUUUGUCACCUUGACCUUCUCAAGUGCUUUCCCAAUGCUUGUUUAUAUCCUUGCUGGCUACUCAAUUUGGCAAUAUUGGAUGGAAAAGUACAUGUUCUUGAGACAUUACCAGAUAAGCAAUAGAGUAGGUGAGGACAUCCACCAUAAAGUCAUGUCUAUUCUCCCCUUCUCGCUUCUGAUCCACUGGCUGUUCUCCUGGUGGUUCUACGGAAGUCCUGGGAUACUGAACAACUGAUGCUACGAUCCAGAGACUUCUGGAUUCAGUAUCGAUUCGCUUCAAAGAAGAAUGAGCUCAAGGUACGGAAUUCCUUGCUUAUGAUUCGCAGGAAUCCUUGCAUUUCUCUUACUCUGCAAGAACACAUGCAUCCAUUUGCAUGAGACCAUCAAGCAGAUGCUUGAGGGUUCUAAGGUGGAACCCUUGGGUAUUGCUAAGCACUUCAACCAAGAAAAGGAAGAGAUGGAUAAGACUGGUCUAAUCACGUAUGAUAUCAAAUAAAAAUCCUGACUAUAAAUACAUCCUGUCAGCUAUAAAAUAUCGGAAGAAAAAUUGCGCAGUUCCUCAUAUACAAAAGAAAACCACCUUGCCUAGAAACCUGAAACUGAAGUAUUAUAAGAGUGAAGAUGAGGGAGCUGAUCAUGAAGAGACCCAAAAGAGGUUGUUAUCUCGAAACUCCUUGAAUUCAUUAGAAGAACCUGAUAAAAUAGCAAAAAUGCUACGCAAGCAGGAUAAUGGCUGGAUGGACACUGGUCUUGAAAAUAACGGGGAGGAGAGGUCCACCAAUCUUGAGAAAAUUCUUUAAUAAUUUAUU